AUGUGAUGACACUAUAUUCCGGGAUAUCAUCCGUUCGCUUGUUGAACUCCGACUGGAAUCCAGAUUUUAGGUUCUCUCAGGAUGGACAAGGACGAAGAGGCACUCUUGCUUAUAGAAGAAAACGAAGAUCUUCCGCCGUACAUAAUGGAUCUGUCAAGACAUUGCCUGAAAAACGCUUACUUUAUGUACAACGGGAAAAUUUACAGACAAACAGAUGGAGCAGCAAUGGGAUCAUCUCUCUCACCUGUGAUUGCCAACCUCUUCAUGAUUUACUUCGAAAAGAAAGCAAUAAAGAAGGCAAAUCUGAAGCCAAAACUAUGGACAAGAUACGUUGAUGACGUAUUUGUUGUAUGGCCUUUUGGCAAGGAGGAGCUUUUGAAAUUCCUAGAUCAUCUGAAUUCCAUUCACCCAAGGACUCAAUUUACAAUAGAACUUGAAGAGGAUAACAGUCUGCCCUUUUUAGAUGUGCACAUCACAAGGGCCGAAGAUAGACAUUUAGAACACACUGUCUAUAGAAAACCAACACACUAAUAGAUAUCUGAACGCUAAAUCUCAUCACCACCCAUCACAGAUACAGGCAGUGGCAAAUACAUUAAUUGCUCGGUCCUUCAGGCCCACAAACGAGAGGAACAGAGAUGAAGAACUGAAAAAAAUUAGUACCUGUCUUCGACAAAACGGAUACCAAAGGCGCAUCAUCAGCAAUGCAAUCGGUAAACAACAACAGCCGCAGCAGAGAGUGCAGGACGAGACCCAACAAAGAUCGAUCGCUGUCCUGCCAUACAUCAAGGGGGUUACUGACAAAAUCGGCCGAAUAUUACGGAAACACGACAUAUCAACGGCAUACAAACCUGAUCAUACCAUCGGAGCAAUCCUAAGAAACCCAAAACAAAAAAUUACUCUGGAAAACCAAGGAGUAUACAGUGUAGCAUGCGGAUCGUGCAGCCUGACGUAUGUGGGACAGACCAACAGAGGGAUUUCAGCCAGGCUCGAGGAACAUCGUUUAGCCAUAAGAAACAAACAAACAACAUCUGCUUUGUUUCAGCACCAACAUCAGACAGGCCAUAAAAUUGAUUUCGGCACUUGCAAACAAAUAGCUAAUAUUCCUGAUUUUUCGCUCCGCUCGUGUCAAAUAAACUCCUGAGUCAAAUGCCGCACUUGCUGCAUAAUAUACUAUUAACUCACCCUUUUAUUAAACACUCGCUCCGCUCGUAUCAAAAAAAGUCGUAAGUCAAAUGCAGUUUACCUAUUCUAUUCACUCAGUAUCAGGCAACUAAAAAGUUGUGUUUCUUUAUCAAACUUGUGCAUUAAUUUCAGUCAGAGGACUUUAUUUUUAAAUGCACGUGGAAAGAAAAAAUUCUUUCUUUAUUCAGAUAUUUGAACUAGAUUUUAACAAUUACAAUUAACAAUAAGUCAUUUAAAAAUAAAAGUUAAACUGCAAAUAUUCCAGAAAAACACUUUUAAAAUUUUUAAGAUAAUAUGGGCCAUACAGCUGCUGCAGAUCAGUAAUACAAUGAAAAUACAAUGUAGGCAAUAUACCAAUUCUUUUUUUUCCUCAGAGGACCAUCCUCUGCAAAACGCACUCGCUAUCGUACUUAUCGUUUUGAAGGUAAUUUCAAGGUAUGGUAAUUAAGUAAAAUAGUUUAGUAAAGCAAAAUUCGUUUUAAAAAAAAAGCAUUGGAAAAAUUCCACAAACUGUGGCGAACCGAUUAUUUUAUUUAAUUUAAAUCGCAGCCCACAUAUUAAAAGCAUUUUCCGCAUAUAGUUCAAUUUUUACACCUCCACGAAUGACAGAAUUCUAGCAUGUUUCCUCUCUCCUAAUCCACGCAAAUAUCUUAUUUACAGUGUAGGCGUAUCGUAGGACUAGACACAGUCUUUUAUUUCCAUAAUUAUAGGGAUGGUAGAGAAAAAUGCAUACGAAUAUCGGUAGAAAUUUUCCCUGUAAUAAUGAUUUUAUGUGGAGAACUUUAUAUAGUCGUUUUGAUAUUUGAAACAUCAGUUUUGGCCGGACUGUCGCCGUUGCAGCCUAGCUUUUACCUUUUGCCGACCCACGAGAUAGCUAACUAUGCUUUUUGAUUGUUGAAACAAUGAGGGUAGUCAAUCGACCGAUUCUCAAUUUUUCAAAGUACUGCAUGCUCUCCGUUGGGCUAUGGCGACUAAAAUUGCCCGUCGAAAGCAACGUCCUUCUAAAAACGUACGUAGUGUAUUCUGGCAUUGUAAAAAUCUAUAUGCCGUUGUACUUGAUGUCGAUGUGUAUCCAUUUCAUCGUCGCCUUGGGAACACCAAACCAAAGUCUAGAAGUUCUCAUGAGGGAAUUUUCCUACAUUCUCAUCAGUCUGAUAACCGAGGUCGUGGCGGUCCUCUGUCAAAAAAAAAACUUUAAACGAAUCAUAUCCUACGUCAUGGAAGAAGAAAAGGACAUAUUAGUGUCCGGCGAAGACGAAACGCUGUACCACCACAAGCGCCAGCUCAAAUUUUGCAACGCCGUCAAUUUAGCAGUCUUCGUUUUCCCGAUUUGUACAGCCGCCUCCAUAGUAAUUGAAAACGCCAGGAUCAGGCAUCAAGUCAACGGGUACAAUAGGGAACACAACGUGACGUUGAAGAAACCUUUCCCGUUCGAAUUGUACCUGUACAAGUUUGACCAAAACAACCACCAAACCACUGUCAUGUUUGUAGAAUACCUUUCGCAGAUAUUGGUAGUCCUUCGGAUAAUAUCUACCAAAAAUAUUGUUAUUUCCUGCAUUAUUUUCACUCCGUCAGUUUUGAAACGAUUGCAGAUCAGGUUUAAACGAAUGGAGAGACAGGAAGGGGAUAGUUUCGCAACAGUUACGGAUCUAAUUUCGCAACAUCAUAAAAUUAUAAGGUAUGUAAGCGAUCUGAACCACUCGAUAAGAUACGUCAUUUUGCUGGAAUACCUUUUGAAUUCACUGAACGUAGCUGCCGUCUCAUAUCAGGUCAUUUCGGACAAGCUAGCAUUCUCGGCGCUGUUUUAUUUCAUCUACUUGUUUGUCCAAACGUUCGUUUUGGGAUGGAGUGCGAACGAAGUAAAAGUGCAGAGCGAAGCGCUUAGCGAUGCCUUGUACGAGAGUCUGUGGUACGAACAAAACGGGAGAGUGCGAAGAAUGAUUCUCUAUAUGAUAGUUCGAUCCCAGAAACCUCUAAUUUUGACUAUUGGACCGUUUGAUACGAUGACCACAACGUCUGCGGUCAGGAUCAUGAAAGCUUCGUACUCCUACAUUUCACUUAUGGUUAACUAAAAUCAACCACCUAAAUGGCUAAGAAAAUGUAUCAUUCUAAACUUCUUAAUAUCUGAUAACUAAAUUGCAAAUCUGUAGUCUAGUCUGACAUCUCGCUAAAAUCGUCUUUCUGGUACCACUUUAUAAAUGAUGUAACAAUGUAUCGUUAUACUAAUAAAAAAAGGAAUUUUAAGCAAUUGUACAUUAACAAAAGUGAGAAAAAUAUUUCCAACGACAAACCACCACUUGCCGGCAGGUUCAAGCGAAUGUCGAUACUGCAAGAUGACGCUUUCGGACGGUUAAGAAAGUUAUAAGGGGAGUGCCAAUGAAGCAACAGUCAAUGGAAGUCGUAUAGUCAACGUACCCAAAGCAACUUUGACUUUGAAAACUGUGACUAAUAGAGCGAUGAUACUUCGAUCCCAGAAGCCUCUGGACUUGACCAUCGAACCGUUUGAGACUAUCGCCUCGUUUUAAACUUCGCUUUGGUAUUUAAUAAGCAGAAUUUUUGGUAAAUUGCAAACAUGUGGAUAUGUGCCACUGGAUUCACGGGUGCUUGAGAAGUCCGCUUCUCUUGCUUUUUGUCAACUUCCGAAAAUGUAAAAUGUUAAUCUGUUUCGACACCUUCACGUGUACACACUGCAGCGUGUUUCCUAUUCUG
Molecule: messenger RNA, 3891 nt
Organism: Cylas formicarius (sweet potato weevil)
Lineage: Eukaryota; Metazoa; Arthropoda; Insecta; Coleoptera; Brentidae
Product: odorant receptor 30a-like
Exons: 7
Coding region: 2085-3254 (389 amino acids)
Biological process (GO): detection of chemical stimulus involved in sensory perception of smell; sensory perception of smell
Cellular component (GO): plasma membrane
Molecular function (GO): olfactory receptor activity; odorant binding
Source: RefSeq, a predicted model, not a curated record